Molecule: messenger RNA, 855 nt
Organism: Vicia villosa (hairy vetch)
Lineage: Eukaryota; Viridiplantae; Streptophyta; Magnoliopsida; Fabales; Fabaceae
Product: single-stranded DNA-binding protein, mitochondrial-like
Exons: 6
Coding region: 84-707 (207 amino acids)
Biological process (GO): mitochondrial DNA replication; positive regulation of helicase activity
Cellular component (GO): mitochondrial nucleoid
Molecular function (GO): single-stranded DNA binding
Source: RefSeq, a predicted model, not a curated record
UGAUUAGUUAACAAGAAAAAAAAAACACAGCGUUCUGGUAACGUUAAACCCUUCUCGCAGUUGCUCGUUCAUCUUUACUUAAAAUGAAUUCCGUAGCAGCAAGACUCGCCAAGCAUCUGCGACUCUCUUCUCACGCUGCUGUGCCGAGAAGCGCGGCGGUAUGGUACUCAACUUUGAUAUCUGAAACCGAUGUUGAUCAGCCUUCAGCAAAUAAGGAAGAAUUAGAUGGUGAGUUUGAUGAUUUUCUUGGUGGUAGACCUGAUUUACAGCUGCAAGGUGUUGAUCCUAGAAGAGGUUGGGGAUUUCGGGGUGUGCACAAGGCUAUUAUUUGUGGAAAAGUUGGCCAAGCUCCUGUACAGAAGAUAUUAAGAAAUGGGAAGAACGUAACCAUCUUUACAGUUGGGACAGGGGGGAUGUAUGACCAAAGAAUUAUAGGAUCGAAGGAUUUGCCAAAACCUGCUCAGUGGCAUCGCAUUGCUGUGCAUAAUGAUGUUCUAGGAGCUUAUGCAGUACAACAACUUUUUAAAAAUUCUUCAGUGUAUGUUGAGGGUGAAAUUGAGACUAGAGUUUACAAUGAUAGUAUUAAUGGUGAAGUUAAAAGCAUUCCAGAGAUAUGCGUUCGCCGUGAUGGGAAACUCCGCCUAAUCAAAAGUGGAGAGAGCGUUGAUAAAAUUUCUUUAGACGAAUUGCGAGAGGGAUUGUUUUAGAAGAAAUCGACACAUUUAAUGGAGAAAUGGAGGCAUCUACAUUUGUAAGAAUUGGAGAAAUAGAAACAUCUGCAUCUGUAAUAAAAACAUAUUUGUAGUGACUAGCAGCAUUUGUAAUGAACACCAAGAUAAUUAUCCUUUAGCUUUC